This is a messenger RNA of Labrus mixtus (cuckoo wrasse), 1181 nucleotides long. RefSeq names its product WASH complex subunit 3 (gene washc3). The coding region runs from base 167 to 802 and encodes 211 amino acids. The record is from RefSeq and is a predicted model, not a curated record. Gene Ontology annotation, cellular component: WASH complex. The transcript has 6 exons. NCBI's taxonomy places the organism in Eukaryota, Metazoa, Chordata, Actinopteri, Labriformes, Labridae. Gene Ontology annotation, biological process: exocytosis; actin filament polymerization.
UGUGACGUCAGGACGCGAUCACGCAGUCCAGAGUCACAUGAAACAUUUCACAUCCGAUUUUUUUUUUUUCUUUUUUAAAUGUGCUACUUUGUGUCUUUCUGACGAGAAAACUUCAACCGCAGAAACUAAAAAGUGCUCUUAAAGCUGCAGGGAGUUUUAAUUCAACAUGGACGAGGACGGACUGCCGAUUGUGGGCUCUGGUGUUGAUCUUACCAAGGUCCCCGCUAUUCAACAGAGAAGAGUGGUUGCCUAUCUCAAUCAGUUUGUUGUGCACACAGUCCGGUUCCUCAAUCGUUUCUCCACAGUGUGUGAGGAGAAACUUUCCAACAUUUCUCUUCGCAUACAGCAAAUAGAAACAACCCUGUGCAUUUUGGAGGCCAAGCUGUCCUCCAUUCCCGGACUGGAGGAUGUCACAAUAGAAGGAUCCAGUCAGCAGCAACCUGUUCAAUCUAAUGGACCCACAACCACAAUUCAGAGCCAGACAGAAGUUCCACCUCCAGCCGUUCUGCCUCCGCCAGUGACUGCUCCAGAGCCGACAAUAACAGAAAGAAUAGAAGAAGACAACACGGCUGCAGAGAAUGUGAUGACAGUGUGCAAGGACCCGCGUUACGCACGAUACCUGAAAAUGGUUCAAGUGGGAGUUCCGGUUUUGGCUAUCAGGAAUAAAAUGGUCUUGGAGGGUUUGGAUCCAAACUUGCUUGACACACCCGAUGCCCCCGUGCCAGACGGAGCAGCAGGGGCGACCGAGGAUCAAGAUGUCGCUGCCACCAGCUCAGACAGUGAAUCGUCCUUCAGCGACUGACAUCGCACGUCCUCCGCCCACCUCAUCUCAAAAGCUUUCCUGUAAAAGCCGAUCUGCGUCUCUGUCGGCCUGUGCUCAGAACAGAAGUAGGUUGCGGUGCCUGUAAAGACUGAGAGGGUGCAAAUGGAAGUGCCUGAAACAGAGGAGUCAGUGUGAGUGUCAUUUCAGUGAAAGCUGACAUAGUCUGUGACCUCGUCCAUUUUGAUACAUUUAGCAUUUUUCACCGAUGACUACUGUUGAAAUAAAAAGAAUAAACUCCUUGUUGAUUAUAUUAGCAGUAGUCUUCAUAAGGUGGCAGUAGCUUUUACCUUUUGUACUGAAAGGAAUUCAAAUGAUUAAAUGCUGUUGUACAGGGUCGGGUUAAAAAAAGGACCAAAAA